Molecule: messenger RNA, 1617 nt
Organism: Brassica rapa (field mustard)
Lineage: Eukaryota; Viridiplantae; Streptophyta; Magnoliopsida; Brassicales; Brassicaceae
Product: rop guanine nucleotide exchange factor 13-like
Molecular function (GO): guanyl-nucleotide exchange factor activity
Source: RefSeq, a predicted model, not a curated record
AUGGUGAAAGCGGUUGAGAGAGAAGACAAAGAAAGCUACAAAUUCGGAUUGUACGAUUUCGAGAACAUGAAGGAGAAAAACGUAUCUUCUCGGAACGUCAAGAGAUGGAACUCUAGUUCUGCCUUGAGAACUGAAGAUCCAGACAUUGAUGAUGACACUGUUUUCAAAAGAACUGCUGUCUCUAGCGUCCUACCAAUGUUACCGUUUCGACCGCCUCAGACAUGUGAAGCAACCGGUGAAGAAUUACAGGAAGAGGCAGAAAGGGAACAGAUGAAAGAAAGGUUUGCGAAGCUGCUUCUAGGAGAAGACAUGUCAGGAGGAGGCAAAGGUGUUUCAUCAGCACUAGCAUUAUCAAACGCAGUCACAAAUCUUUCAGCAUCAGCGUUUGGAGAGCAACGGCGUUUAGAGCCAAUGUCAGAGGAUAGAAAAGAACGGUGGAGAAGAGAAAUGGGAUGGCUUCUCUCUGUUACUGAUCAUAUAGUUGAGUUCUCUCCAACACAACAAACAAACAAGGAUGGUUCUUCCAUUGAGGUAAUGACUACUAGACAGAGAACAGAUCUUGUCUCCAACAUCCCUGCUCUUAAGAACCUCGAUGUGAUGCUCACAGAUUGUCUUGAUAAAUUCAAGGAUCAGGAUGAGUUCUAUUACGUCACAACCGAUUCUCCUGAACAUUUAAACAGUAACUCGACCAGGAACAAUGAUAAAUGGUGGCUACCAACAGUGAAAGUUCCACCUAAUGGCUUAUCCGAAACGUCGAAAAGGUUUCUACUGAGUCAGAAAGAAUGUGUGAGCCAAGUGCUUAAAUCAGCAUUGGCCAUAAACGCCGAAGUUUUGUCUCAAAUGGAGACCCCUGAGAGCUACAUUGACUCACUUCCUAAGAAUGGGAAAGCUAGUCUUGGAGACAUGAUCUACAGAAUGAUAACGUUAGACAUGUUUGAUGUAGAGAAGUUCCUUCUUGAAAUGGACUUAUCAUCUGAGCACAAGAUUCUUGAUCUUCAGGACAAAAUUGAAGCUUCGGUUGUGAUAUGGAAGAGAAAGAUAGUGCAGAAAGACAACAACAAGUCUUCAUCUCCAUUUAGUACUAAUCUGAGUAUGGAGAAGAGACAACUGCUAGAAGAAAGAGCAGAAACCAUCUUGCUUCUUAUCAAACUAAGAUUCCCAGGAAUCUCUCAAUCCACACUUGACAUCAGCAAGAUACAAUUCAACAAAGAUAUAGGAUUAGCUAUAAUGGAGAGUUAUUCAAGAGUUCUUGAAAGCUUGGCGCACACGGUACUGUCAAGAAUAGAAGAUGUCCUUGUGGCUGAUCAGCUAACUCAGGACCCUGAAAGCUUACUUUGUAAGAGAUAUAUAGUGAAGGAGACAGAGAGUCCUAAGAAGGAGGAAGAAAGAAACUUUUGUCUUUUAGAGGAGCGACCGAUAAAACAGAAGGCUCCCAUCUCACUGUCAGAGGUAAUGCAAUGGAAUAUGGAUGACAAGAACGAUGCACCACUCAAAGAUUCAGGCAAGAAGCUGUUGACCAGAGUGUCAACCAUGAUCAUGGCUAACAACAAGAAGAGUACCUCAUAUCUUGAAUCUCUAGGAACCACAAGGAGUCCAAGAGCAGGUCAAUACUCUUAA